AGAAGAAGAAAAAGAAGAAGAAGAAAAAGACGAAGAAGAAAAAGACCAUGUUAUCCGAGAUACCAAUAAAAUAUGUUUAUUUAUUCAAAGUUGUUGCCAUUAAAAGCAUUGUGGGUUGCAGCCAGUAAACGGGAGUAGCUAUUAAAUUAAAGCGAUGCAAAGUGAGAAGACUUGACUUUCCUGGCGGUGUUGGGCAGCUUGUUAACGUUCUACAUCAUGUUCGGAGAGAUGUAUCCCUUCGUGGAGGACAGUUUUAGCCGCUUCCCCUCCCAGAGUAACAUUUAUGGACUGUGUCAGGCCGGGGAACAAGAGCUGCUCGCGGCUACACUCAAAGGGAAGGUUGUCAGCUUCACCUACCAAGAGCUGCAGCAAAAAAUUAGACCAGUGGCCAAAGAAGUUCAGUUCACCUACAUCCCAGUUGAUGCAGAGAUUGUGUCAAUCGAUGCAUUCAACAAGUCUUCACCCAAAAGUGGCCUUGUGGUGGGCAUCACAUUCAUCAAGGACUCUGGGGACAAAGCCACCCCAUUCCUGAAUAUCUACUGCGACUAUGAGCCUGGCUCCGAGUUCAACCUGGAGUCAAUUGCACAAAGUUGCCUAAAUCUGGAGUUGCAGUUCACACCCUUUCAGCUGUACAACACAGAAGUGCAGAGUGACGAUGGAGACAGAGAGACCGUGUUUCUGCUUAGUGGUCACGACCAGAGGAUCCACCUGUAUAAGGAGAAUGCCUCACUCCACCAGUUUGAAGAGCAGCCAGUCGAGAGACUCUUCCCAGAGCUACAGCAAUUGCCCAGCAAUGUUUUAUGGAUGGACAUGCUGUGCAUACCCGAUGGCCGGAGACUGUCUGCAUUUGGCUGCCAGAACGGCUGUGUUGGACUGGCUUUAGUCAAACAGUGGGAGCCAGAGGUUCUGCAGAGCUGGCGCGUUCAGUUUGACAGUCCAAUCUCCAUUGUGCUGCUUUUUCCUCUCUUCUGCCAAACAGAGCCUGAUAUGCCCGACGGAGAAAAAAGUUUUGGAGUUGAAGGCUACAACCUUCUAAUAACUAGCACAAUAGAGAUGGCGGUUGUCUACAGAAAUGUCCACGAGAGAGGCUUGUCCCACUCGUUAUGCCUCGCCGACAGUGACCAGUGGGAUGCUGUGCUUUGUGCUCUGGUUAUUGACCUGGAUUUUGAUGGCCAGAAGGAAGUGCUGCUGGGAACAUACGGACAGGAACUUCUCUGUUAUAAAUUCCAGUAUGGCACAGGAGGAGAAGAAGGACGCUUUGAGUUGUUGUGGCGACGGAGCUUCAAGAGUCCUUUGCUGUCAAUCAUCUACUUGGACUUGACUGGGGAUGGUUUGAGAGAGUUGGCUGUCCUCACGCUGAAGGGACUGCACAUCUUACAGCAUAGUCUCACCAGCACUGCUGAUCUGGUCUUGGAGCGUCUUGCCAGGAGGGUGGCAGCUCUGAGUGUUGACUCCAAGCCAAACUCAACUGAGGGUCGACAUACCCAUGAAAAGGAUAUUGCUAAGGAGGACAUCACUCUUCAUACAUCUGCAAAUUAACAAAAAGUGUUUUGGUGGUACAUUAAAAAAAAAAGUAUCAAUAUUA
Molecule: messenger RNA, 1585 nt
Organism: Syngnathus typhle (broad-nosed pipefish)
Lineage: Eukaryota; Metazoa; Chordata; Actinopteri; Syngnathiformes; Syngnathidae
Gene: kptn
Product: kaptin (actin binding protein)
Exons: 12
Coding region: 217-1539 (440 amino acids)
Biological process (GO): cellular response to amino acid starvation; actin filament organization; negative regulation of TORC1 signaling
Cellular component (GO): actin cytoskeleton; lamellipodium; KICSTOR complex
Molecular function (GO): actin filament binding
Source: RefSeq, a predicted model, not a curated record